Zingiber officinale is the source of this 1801-nucleotide messenger RNA. RefSeq lists its product as uncharacterized. The record is from RefSeq and is a predicted model, not a curated record. The coding region runs from base 798 to 1601 and encodes 267 amino acids. NCBI's taxonomy places the organism in Eukaryota, Viridiplantae, Streptophyta, Magnoliopsida, Zingiberales, Zingiberaceae. The transcript has a single exon.
AAUCGCGCGAAGGUCUUUCGUAGUUUUGAAUUUCGUAAGUCAGGGACAUCGCUAUAUUUGAAACAGUGUGUUGUGCAUUUGCAACAAGACUAUGCUGGUUCACCUAUUAGUGUAGGGAGUUCUGCUGUCAACGUAAGUCUAAGUCGAGCAGGGUUGCCAACUAUUAUUCCGAAACACCAUCGUUUCAUUAUCAUGAAAAGAGGUGAGAGAGGAGAUAGAUUGGUUAGGUUAUAUCUCUCAUGGUUUAGUGUGUGUAGGGUUCUUCCUCUGGCCAAACGGAUAAGUAAGGCCACGUGUUCGCUUCGAUAACAACACCUCAGAGAGAUGUGCCAAAGGUACGGAAGCUGUAGGAAAUAAUCAAAAGUGAGAACACCUUCAGAAGAUGUACUUACCUUCGAUCUCUGAGAUUCCUAUGUAUAAGGGAAUAUCUUGGAGGCCGACAUUACAGUCAUUACCUAACGAUGACCGUAGGUUCUGGAAAGAUCCGAAACCCGAACCAAACGUAAGUUAAUCACUGAAAUACGAGUUGGCGGCGUUCGCAGGUUCAGCGAGGUUAUUUGAUCGUAAGAAGAUGGCUUGGCAUCCUGGUGCAUUGUGGUCAUGGAGCACUUUAUAUCCUUUAGACUAUAGUUAUAACACUAUGGCUGUCCGUGAGGAUCUAUGCUUUUUCCAUAAUAGGGUCAAGCCUGUCUUGGAAGGGUUCUUUAAGCACUUAAGUGCCCUAGGUCCUCAUCCCGGUCGUUUGACCUGUACCCUUUCUGGAGCUGGCAAAAGGCGUCUGUUUGCUAUAGGAAACUAUGUGCGAGAGCCUGCACCCUCUACAUAGCUGGGCUAUGCGAGUCUUAUCUCGUAUUCCCAAUGAUGGUACUUUCAAUCAAGAAGGCCCCAUCCACCGUCUUAGCAGGUUUUGCCCUACUGAUGUUCUGUCUUUCGACCUUUCAUCUGCGACGGAUAGGUGGCCUGUCUUAGUCCUUACGGAGAUCUUCGGAUGCUUCUUUGGGCAAGAGACAGCGCUAUGUGUUCUUAAUGGGACCUUGUGGUGUAAUGUAUUUCAUACUCAUCGCCCUCUAUUAAGAAAAGCGAGGUUUGUUUACUUUGCCGCUGGGCAACCUUUGGGCUAUUACGGCUCUUGGGCCCUCUUCAGUCUCUCACACCAUUUCAUGGUGUGGCUGGCUGCGUGGUAUGUUUACCCUAGGAGAACGGCACCAUUUCGAAAGUAUGCUCUUCUCGGCGACGACAUAGUGAUCGCUGACAGAGCUGUGGCCGAAAGGUACAAAGCUCUGCUAGAUACAAUGGAUGUCUCUAUAUCUGAGUCUAAGUCAAUUGACUCUAAGACAGGGGCAGUAGAGUUUGCUAAACAGUUCUGGGUAGAUCGAGUUCAAGUUAACUUGACUCCAGUAUCUGCGAAAGCGAUUCUGGCAUCUUCGUCACUUAUAGGGCUGUGUCAGUUGGCUGAAAAGUACAACCUCUCUAUGAGGUGUCUUGUAAGGCUAGCUGGUGCUGGCUAUCGAGUCCGUGGUCGCAUGCUCUCUACUCGUCUUUCGAGGCGAUGGAAACGGCUGCGUGUUGUAGCGGAUAGGUCCCUUUCGUACUAUCGGUGACCUUUGGAUUUGUGGUUUGGACGGGGCAACCCCAUGAACCCUUAUCUAAAGGGGAUCAUAAUCGAUAGAGUGAGAGCGAAGUACAAACCCAAGCAAUUGGUUUUGAUACCAAGCAAUCAUUUGGUGAGGAAGAUCUACUUGACUUGAGCGGACCAUUCAUCGCGAAUGGAUGAAAGAAUGGCUAAUCUGGCUUAAGUGGU